Penicillium longicatenatum is the source of this 579-nucleotide messenger RNA. RefSeq names its product DNA-directed RNA polymerase III subunit RPC25. The transcript has 7 exons. NCBI's taxonomy places the organism in Eukaryota, Fungi, Ascomycota, Eurotiomycetes, Eurotiales, Aspergillaceae. Gene Ontology annotation, biological process: DNA-templated transcription; transcription initiation at RNA polymerase III promoter. Gene Ontology annotation, cellular component: RNA polymerase III complex. The record is from RefSeq and is a predicted model, not a curated record. The coding region runs from base 1 to 579 and encodes 192 amino acids.
AUGUUCAUUCUUACCACCAUCUCCGAUCUGAUCCAGAUUGCACCCCAAGACUUCUCCAAGUUCAGUGCUGUGGCCAUUGAAGAUAACAUUAAUGAGAAAUAUGCGAACAAGGUCAUCCAAAAAAUCGGCCUGUGCAUCGGGUUUUAUGAUCUACUCGAGUCCUCAGAUGGCCUUAUUGGUCACGGAACAGGCCUUGUCAAUGUUAAUGUCAAAUUUCGGAUGAUCGUCUUUCGCCCUUUCAAGGGUGAGAUCAUGCUGGGCAAGAUUGCCAGCGGUACCGAACUCGGAAUUAAAAUUGGUGUUGAGUUCUUCAACGAUAUCUUAAUCCCACCCGAGCUUCUUCUUCCCGGAGCGAAGUUUGACUAUGCUGAUCAAGUAUGGACCUGGGACAAUGAUGAUGGCACUACGCUGUAUUUCGAUGUGGGAGAAGUUGUCCGUUUCCGCAUUGAGACAGAAGAAUGGCACGACCAGAUCCCUACUGGGCCGGAUAGUGAUCAAACCGUCACAGAACGAAAAGCUCCGUACUCGAUCAUUGGCUCAAUGCAAAUGGGAGGCCUUGGACCGGUUACUUGGUGGUAG